CCAAAGCAAACGCUUGGCGGGUUUUUCCUGGCCGCUCUCCUCGCUAAGAGACUAAGCAGUGGCUUUUGGAAGCAAAUUUUCUUUCCGGAACGAGAUCUCUCGGUGUUUUAAAAAGUAUUUCUCAUGACCUGGUGGCUGGGGUCGUCUGAGAGAUUAGGCCAGUGAGUCAGUCUCGUGUUGAAGGGCAGGUCUCGUGUUUGCUGGGCAGACUUGAGCUGAGGUCAGAACCCGGCGGCAGACGCCUGACCCCACCCGGGUCACCAUGGCCGUGUCCACCCAGCAGCUGGCGGAGGAGCUACAGAUCUUCGGCCUGGACUUUGAGGACUCCCUGAUGGAGAAACUGGCAGAGCUGUGCGUUCUGCACCGACAGACUGAGGAGGCGAUGGUAAGCGAGCUUGUCGCCUUCUGCACCAGCACAGGGAAAGCGUGCCUUACUGUAGAGAUCCUGAACUCUUUUGAACAUGAGGUUCUGAACAAAAAAUUAUCCAAAGCUUGGCAUGGUGCCUCCAAACCCAGCGGGCACGCCGGAGCCAGGGACAUUGUCUCUAUACAGGACCUAAUUGAAGCAUCAGAAGAAGAAGAGACACUUUUGAAUUCUUACACCACACCCUCGAAGGGUCCUAGUAAACGAGCUAGCAAUACCCCAGAAACCCCCCUAACAAAAAGGACUGUCUCCACUCGCAGCCCACACCAGCUCCUCUCGCCCUCAAGUUUCUCCCCGAGUGUUACUCCCUCCCAGAAAUACAACUCCAGAAGCAACCGGGGAGAAGUGGUCGCCACCUUUGGCUCUGCGCAGGGCUUGUCCUGGUCGGGGAGAGGAGGCUCCGGAAGCGUCAGCCUGAAGGUCACAGAGCCUCUCACUGGCAGCUACAAAUCCAUGUUUCAGCAGCUCCCGGAUAUCCGCGAAGUUCUGAUCUGUAAGAUAGAGGAGCUCGGCAACGACCUGAAGGAGCACUACAAGAUCGAGGCUUUCACCCCACUUCUCGUCCCAGCACAAGAACCUGUAGUCCUGCUGGGUCAGAUUGGCUGUGACAGCAACGGGAAGCUGAACAGCAAGUCUGUGAUUCUUGAGGGAGACCGGGAGCACUCCUCGGGCACUCAGAUUCCAGUGGACUUAUCGGACCUCAAGGAAUACUCUCUCUUUCCUGGACAGGUUGUAAUUAUGGAAGGAUUCAACACCACUGGCAGGAGGCUUACUGCCACCAAACUCUAUGAGGGGGUACCUCUUCCAUUCUAUCAGCCCACUGAAGAGGAUGGAGAUUUUGAGCAAACUAUGGUUCUAGUUGCCUGUGGGCCUUAUACCACCUCUGACAGCACCACAUAUGACCCCCUGCUUGAUCUGAUCACCAUCAUCAACCGCGACCGGCCUGAUGUCUGCAUCCUGUGUGGACCUUUCCUGGAUGCUAAACAUGAGCAGGUGGAGAACUGUCAGUUGACAAGCCCGUUUGAAGACGUUUUCAAGCAGUGCCUGAGAACAGUUAUCGAAGGAACCAGAAGCUCCGGCUCCCACCUUGUCUUCGUCCCAUCUCAGAGGGAUGUGCACCAUGUGCCAGUGUACCCACAGCCACCGUUCACCUUCCCUGAGCUGCCCCGAGAGGACAAGAAGCGAGUGCAGUUCGUGUCAGAUCCCUGCAGCCUCAUCAUAAACGGAGUAAUGUUUGGCUUGACGUCUACAGACCUGCUGUUCCACAUUGGGGCGGAGGAAAUCUGUAGCUCCUCCGGGACUUCAGACAGAUUCAGCCGAGUCCUCAAGCACAUCCUGACACAGAGAAGCUACUACCCACUCUACCCGCCCCACGAGGACAUGGCCAUAGACUAUGAGAACUUCUAUACCUAUGCCCAGCUGCAGGUCACCCCAGAUAUCCUCAUAGUGCCGUCAGAGCUGAGGUACUUCGUGAAGGAAAUCCUUGGCUGUGUCUGUAUGAAUCCUGGGCGACUCACCAAAGGACAAGUGGGCGGCACCUUCGGCCGCCUGUACAUCUCGAGGCAGCCCAGGGCCAUGGACAGUGGAGCCAGGCAGGGCCCUACUGUGGCUGCACAGGUUGUCAGGAUCUGAGUCUUCAGCCUGGGUCCUGUGGCCUCAUGGACACCGAGAGCCCAGGCAUGGCCCUCUGAUGACCAAACUGUUGGGGCACCUGACGAGGAUCUGGCCAUAGGGCCAGGACUGCAGGACUGGGGCCCCUGUGGAGCUGAGCCUUGAUCUGAGUCAUGCCUCUCACCACUCUCCUGCCUCACAAGGGAGAUAAGGUGUCCAGAAGUGAACCAUCUGUGGAGACAGCCUGCCCUGUAAGGCAGAAGAACUUUGUGAUUCUCUGUAUGAGUCAAACAUGGCAUUUGGAGAAAUUUUUUUUUUUUUUUUUUUU
Acomys russatus (golden spiny mouse) is the source of this 2363-nucleotide messenger RNA. It is a transcript of the gene Pola2, whose product is annotated as DNA polymerase alpha 2, accessory subunit. The coding region runs from base 263 to 2056 and encodes 597 amino acids. Gene Ontology annotation, biological process: DNA replication; DNA replication initiation. The record is from RefSeq and is a predicted model, not a curated record. Gene Ontology annotation, molecular function: DNA binding. The transcript has 18 exons. NCBI's taxonomy places the organism in Eukaryota, Metazoa, Chordata, Mammalia, Rodentia, Muridae. Gene Ontology annotation, cellular component: alpha DNA polymerase:primase complex.